CGUUUAAUUCCAUCCGUUGCCCGUUUAUAGGACACACAGCAUACUCACAUUGGAUGCUUUUCAAAAAAACAAAAAAAAAGAGGCCUGACAGUGUGGUCAGAUACAUCCAGGAGGAUGUGUAUGUUUCCUUUGCUUAUUUCCGCUUGUCGCUUUCAAUUUUCUUAUGAAUUUGCAGCCCUCUUGUCACGAUGUUAUCUCCGGGAAAUGGACCCCAUCAGCAGCUGAUGUGGCUGGCGGACGUUCUGCUGGUUUUGGCGUGACGACACUCAUAAUCAAUGGAGGCGUCGAAUGUGGCAAGGGCACGACCACUCCCCAAGAAGCAAGCCGGAAGGGCUUCUUCGACCGCUACUGCGGUCUCUUUGGAAUUGAGCAGGGAUCAAAUCUGGACUGUGCCAACAUGAGCCCCUUCUAAUGAAGUAACUAAGAAACACCCGUGCUACUCCCGGCAAGGGGACACUGGCUACUCAAGGAAAAACGUGUCUCUUCGAGCAUGUGACAAUCUAAGUUCUGACUUUCUGCUGCACCCAUUUCCGGGCGGCCCCCUGCCAUGAUAAUUGGGCUCUUAUACCACGUUGUAUUGUGUCUCACGAUAAUUGGGCUCUUAUACAACAUUGUAUGAUGUGUUGUCGGGGGAUCCCUAACGUUUUGUGAGUUUUGUUUGCGGACUUGGGGGCUUGUUAGACACUCCUCGGGCGCGUAAAGUCCCCGAAGAAAUUAUCGUUCCACCUACCCUCGGGGAUAAAAAGAAAAAAAGAAGUGAAAGUGUUUCCUCCGGGAAUCCUCGGGGAGUCCUCGGCUACAGCCAUUUUGUGGCCUUCCCCAAGGUACCUCCCGAGGUCCCUUGGAGGUCAAGGAUCCACGAUAAUCGGAGCGGCGAGGGCACCCGUCGUCGACAAGAAAUUUUCGUCGGCUGGUCCAUUGGAGUUCCUACCAGGCAGCGCAGGGACAUCUUGGGUCUUCAACGUUCGUCUUCCAUGGUCCUCUUGCCAACGGUAACCGUUGGUGGCCGGCCAGCCUCCGCAAAUGUCUUCAACCGGUGUUCUCCCUCGCAGUGCGUCGUGGCAAACGACUGGGGGGUGGCCGUGGAGGGUGUUUUCUCGCAGGGGAGGAUGGCAGGACCUGGUGCUCAGUUGAUCAUGAUGUGUUAGUCUUUAUUCCGUGUGUCAUUUUCCUGUCUCCGGGUGCCUUCACAGCGUCUCCAAGUUGUUGUGACAUGGUUUCGUCCUGGCGAAGUGGGCCCUUUUGUGAAAGAGGGGUUUAUGGGGAAGGUCGUCAAGUAUGAUGGCGGAUGUCGAUGGUGACUUCUGCGUUCCCGGGGUUCGUGUAAUGGUGCAAGCUUGGAGUUCUUGCACCACUUAUACUUGUAACACACGCAUGUGCGCUCUUCGCGGUUGCGUCCAUGAACUUCGAUUCACUAGAGUGUGCAGUCAUCGCCAUCGUGAUAGAGUGUGAUGUAUGCAAUAUCUCAUUUGACUAAUGGCUUCACAUU
Chara braunii is the source of this 1489-nucleotide messenger RNA. Lineage: Eukaryota; Viridiplantae; Streptophyta; Charophyceae; Charales; Characeae. The record is from the annotation of a GenBank genome assembly.